Messenger RNA from Cyclopterus lumpus (lumpfish), 1988 nucleotides. RefSeq names its product family with sequence similarity 8 member A1a (gene fam8a1a). The record is from RefSeq and is a predicted model, not a curated record. NCBI's taxonomy places the organism in Eukaryota, Metazoa, Chordata, Actinopteri, Perciformes, Cyclopteridae. Bases 133 to 1059 code for a protein of 308 amino acids. The transcript has 5 exons.
GGCUUGCGCCGUGCUUGUAUCCAGCUGGGAGCUAGCUAAUGAGUAGGGUUAAGGAGAUCUUACCUGACAGCGUAAAGACGACUUAAUAAGAUUUUCUUGUCAAAUUAGGCAAGACUGUGAAGGGACUCGGACAUGUUUGAGAGGGACGAAACGUCUCCACAGGCCCCCGCGACAACGGAAUACUGCGCAGAGUUGCAGCAGUGGAUGUGGCAGUAUUACUGUUGGUAUGCCAACUGGCAGAGCUGGGUGGCUCUGUCAGCCUUCCCAUGCCCUCCUCCGUGGAGUUUCCCUCCGCCGGGGACAAGCGCUCAGACACCAGGUGCACCUGCGUCGACCUCCGGAACUGGGCAGCAGGCUUUUGACACGCUGAACCGGUACAGUUACCCUCAUCCCCUCGGUUACCCCGCAUCCUACCCUCAACAAGGUGGCCCCCAAACGGAGCAGACCUCAGCUACUGAUGCCCGGCCAUCCCAGCUCCAGAACGGGAAUCCACCUCAGGCAGGACGGGAGUACACCAUCCCCUCUCUCCUCCAGAGGUUCCUGGCUGAGGCGGUGGACUUCUUCAUCCUGUUUUCUGUGAGAACCACCAUUGUUCUGUGGAUCAUGCAUCUGAGUGGAAUGAAAUCCAACCUCACACAGGCUUCAUGUCUUUCCAUUGCCAAAUUAAUUUCCAACUUCAUUGUGGAGGAGAUCGACGAGAACACGUCCAUGGAGGACCUGCAGAAGAUGAUGGCUGUUGCUCUCGUCUACAGGGUACUAGUCUGCGUCUACGAGACCAUUUGUAUUUGGGGCGCUGACGGUGCCACACCGGGGAAGUUCCUGCUCGGCCUGCGGGUGGUGACGUGUGACACAUCCACUCUGGUCCGACCAAACCGAGUCCUUGUCGUCCCAGCAUCUAAAGUCUCCCUCUCUGCCUCGGCACUGCGGGCCCUUAAUAAGUACUUCUCCUUCGUGUUCCUCCUUCCCGUCUUCAUCACUCUCCUCUUCUUCCAGCACAACAGGACUGGGCAUGACAUUGUGGCCGGGACCAUUGUUGUCCAGCGCAGAGGGGGCAGAUAGCCUCUGCUCAGGCAGCAGACUCUUGUUCUUGGCUGGGUAAUUAAUUGAAAAGGCGCGACAAGCCCAUGUGUGCCGAGUGUCUUAAAGUUUAAACCAGUCACAAAUGAACUAAACGAAAGCAAUGCACUGGCCCAUUUCUUCACUGGCUCUAACAAGGACAGCACUUUAAAAUGUGACUCAUACGGGUUUAGGCCUCGGUCAUUGGAAUCAAAAGAAUCCCGCUUUACAUCUUUUGGUGUACGUCGUUUUUUUGUUUGUACCACUGAUUCAACAAAUAAGUUGUCACUAAACACUCAAGUAUUGGAUAAGUGCAAAAUAGGGUGCUUACUUUUUUUUUUUUUUUUGCGAAUAUCUCGAGACUUUUCCUCAUGAUGUGAAUCUUUAUAAUAUAUGUGCUGUGUCAUAUGCUGCUUAUUUAUUUGUGGGGAUCUUAAAGUCCUUAUGUGUGGGAUUAAAUUAUUCAUCUUUUACAAACGACAACAAUUUGACAUUUUUAUAAUCACAAAUUGAAAAAAGGGCUUUACAUGUAAGAUUAAACAUGAUUUGGUUCUAAAAGCAGCAUUUCCUUUUAUGCAUUUUUCUUUUCUUCAAGGUAAUUAUUCUCAUAAUUCUUUGUUUUACAUUUUAAUUAUUCUUAAGCACUGACUGAAGAAAGUGAAUGCCAGGCUUGUCUGCAUCUAUUCUUUGUGCCUUUUUUAGAUAUUUUGAUGAAGUAUUGUUUUAUUAGAAAUGUGACGAUAAACCUUUUUUUCCCCACUGUGUGUAUGAGGUUCAAACAGAAGUGAUUGUGUUUGUCAAUUCCCUGCUCAUAUUUCCUGUCUUCAGAUUUGUGACUCAGGGAAACUGUUUUGCAUAACAGAACCGCUGAGUGUCUGAACUGCACUAAAUGGCUCUGCUCAUGUCAGAUUUCUACUUGACAUGCAUUCUGU